UGACAUCAUUUGACAUCUCCUUGCUUCCUCAUUUCAAUAGUAACUAUUUACCAGAAGAGAAACAGGUUUGAGGUUAGGGUGCUGAGUGCGUGCAUGCCUCUGUGUAUGAGCAAGAGCUUUUUUUCCCCCUCUGCCCCUUUGCAGCCAUAGGUCAUUACACUGAGCUGCCUGAAACUGCCCAAUGCUAUUUUUCACCAGCUUGACUUCAGAAGAGACAGGUCUGUGGAUGUGCUUCACUUUCUGCUUUGGGUGGGGUAUAGCAACAAGGCUCAGUGCUGUGGCUGCUUCUGCUCUCAUCCAAGAACAAACUUGCUGAAGGAUUCCUCCCCCUCCACAGAGUGAUAAUAAUGACACAGCUGCAGUUUAAAGAUGCAUUUUGGUGCAAGGAGUUCACCUUCCACACUGGCUACGAGGUGCUUGUACAGCGGCUCUUGGAUGGAAGGAAGAUGUGCAAAGAUGUGGAGGAUUUGCUCAAGCAGAGAGCACAAGCAGAAGAGAGAUAUGGGAAAGAGCUGAUUCAAAUUGCCCGAAAAGCAGGAGGACAAACAGAAAUCAACACACUGAAAGCAGCAUUUGAGAGGCUUAAGCAACAAAUUGAAAGUGUUGGAAACUCUCAUAUCCAGCUGGCAGUAAUGCUGAAAGAUGAACUGAAAGGAAUAGAGGAGUUCCGAGAAAGGCAGAAGGAACAAAGAAAAAAGUACGAGUCUGCAAUGGAGCAUAUACAAAAGAGCAAGUUGUCCCAUUAUAAGAAAACAAUGGAGUCAAAGAAGACCUAUGAACAGAAGUGCAAGGAGGCGGAUGAGGCCGAGCAGUCCUUUGCACGGACAAGUGCUUCAGGCAACCAAAAGCAAGCAGAAAAGAGUCAGAACAAAGCCAAGCAAUGCAGAGAUGCGGCAAAUGAAGCAGAGAAUGUGUACAAACAGAACAUUGAGCAGCUGGAUAAGGUCAGGACAGAGUGGGAACAGGAACAUAUCAAAACCUGCGAGGUCUUCCAGCUCCAGGAGUGCGACCGCAUCACCAUCCUCCGCAACUCGCUGUGGGUUCACUGCAACCAGCUCUCCAUGCAGUGUGUGAAGGAUGAUGAGCUCUAUGAAGAGGUUCGAGUAAGCUUGGAGGACUGCAUUGUAGAGUCAGACAUAGACUACUUCAUUAAGACUAAAAUGACAGGAACACAACCUCCAGCUGCAAUAGGAUAUGAGAACUACUACAGCAGAGAACGAAACAGAAGCAACAGCAGCCCAAUCCAGUCAUGCGGGAUGAUGAAGAGAUUCUCUGGACUACUGCAUGGAAGCAGCAAAAACAACACAGAAAGUGCCACUCCUUCAGCCCCUCCUCUUGAGAAAACAGACGAAGUCUAUGCAUCCAUUUUUGUACAACAAUCUGGAAUCACAUCAUCACAGGACUACAGAGUACUUUAUGACUACACAGCCCAGAACAUGGAUGAACUGGACAUCAGUGAAGGAGACAUUGUAGUUGUCAUCGAAGAAAAUGAGGAUGGCUGGUGGACAGCAGAAAGGAAUGGGCAGCGAGGCUUUGUGCCAGGGUCUUAUCUCAAAAAGCUUUGAUGAAAAGAAGCCCCAGUCCUCAGACUUUAAAACUAUUCUAUUACCAAAACCAAGCAGCACACAAGGUCUGCUUCAGCUGACCAAAGGCAACCCAUAAUACUGUAUUCUACAAUUACCAGUCAGGAAAUAACCAAGUGACCAUGCUUUACUAUUCCUUCCUCCUGCCCCAUUUCAGCACCUCCUGGCCUACACUGUCUGCAAAAACUCUCUUCACCUCAGAGAAAUUAGGACUUGCAUUCUUGCCACAAUUCUUCCUACCCUCAGCACACUGUGCUGCCAUCAGUGUUGCAAAGCUUGGCGAAUCUGGGAGGAAAAUUCUGCCCAGAACUUAACUGCACUAAAGGAAAAAGAUCAAGAAAGCAAGUGCUGUUUCUCCAGGAUGGAGGACCACUCCAGACAGCUUGUGAGCCAUCCUCAUGGUCACAGCAGCCAUGUUCUCUGCCAUGGAUCCCCUCCUCACACUGCAUAGGCCAUGCAAGCAUUUUUGACAAUGGGGUGGGAAGCACACAGCUUUGAUGUCACGGGGUCUUAGCUGUACAAAGCAAGGAAGAAGCUCUCUUAAAUUCCUUUCAAGCCCCCUUUCAAGUUCCCUUUACAGCAUGUAGGUAACCAGGGAGAAAGGUGGGGAACCCUCCACUGUUCUAUAUCUUUUCACUGGUGAAAAUACAAAAAGCAAUGAAUGCAGCUAGAGAGGAGCACCUGAAGGACCGAGACACAUCAGUAAUAAGAAAGAAUAAGGCACUCCCCAUCAUGGCCAUCUCCUAAUACAAUGAAAUCCAUGCUAUCCAUGGCUCUGCUUUGCACUGGAUUCUGGGCAGCAAAAUAAGGACAGAUGAUGAACCCAAAGCUUGCUUUUGCCUUGGUUAGAUGGCUCCUCCCUGGGAUUUUUCAUGUUUUAAAAAAACCAAACAACAAAAAGACCAAACUAGCAAAGCCUCCAGCAGGGCUGUACUGCCCUGAUCCCCCUCCGCUAAGUACCAGAGAGAAGUGCCAAUUACCUCCUCAUGCAAUCUGCGUAUCCUUGUUGUCAGUGCAUUCUCCUUUCAACUCCUCUGUCCACCUGGCUGAUCCUCUCCUUCUCUUCUGCCUAGAGGUUUUUCUGUCUCCAACUGCUAUCUACAGCCUUUGCACCUCUGGGACUGCUGGCAUAGAUGGGUCCCGGUACCUUUCCAGGCACUUUUAAUGUGCUUGUUCUUCAACAAACCCUCUUCAGAGAAGCCACACUGUGCAGGUUCACUGUAUUUCAUAGAUUUCAUCUCUAUCAGCCUUUCUAGUUUAGUAUUUUAAAAUGUUUCCAAUUGCCACUGUACUUACCAAGUACAAUUGAUAGAUCCUUUUUGCUACUCCUCACUUUUCAGUAUUUUGAGAUGGUUAAAAAAAAAAUAAAAUUGGUGAUUUAGUCUGAAGCAGAGCACACUAUUUCUGUGGGCAGAAUGACCUUGUUUGCCAAGGUUUCAGGUUUUAAAACUGAACCAAGUCAAUGAAAAUGAGUUAAACUACCACCCAAAAGGCAGGGACCAGGGAGGAACUAUUAGCUAAGACACAGCAGAAAAGACAAAGAGAAAUCUAGACAGAAGAAAAAGUCAUAAUGGUCAAUGCAAUUACUCCUUAAAUGAAACAGAACGAAGGUCAGAGGCACUUGCAGUACCUUAUUCUAAUUUCUUGCUUCAAGAAUGGCAUAAAACUUGCUGCAGGCCCUUUUUCUUUAGUUCCCUGCAGUCCUUUGCCCAAGCAUACUUGACCUUCCCAUACCUCCCCAAGUUAUUAUGCAACACAUCUACAUCAGUGCUGAAUCACACAUCAGCAUAGGCUCAGAGGAGUUGCAGGAACUUGAAUGACAUUUAACGCACUAGCUUAUAUGAACAGUAGUGCUUGGUCAGGCUGAAGAUGUUAAUGACUGAUUUCCGUGACAAAAUCUAAAUUGAACAGUGACAGAAAGAUGGUCCACAACAGCCUUCAACUAGACCACCGCACCGCGAAUGGUAGCUGUCAGAGACAACUACAACAUCGCUUGUUAUGUACAGCACGAGAGGAAACUCGAAGUAUGAGAGAUUUAAUAUAUUUGCUUCUGAACACUCAGUCUUCCACAAAGAGAACUGUAAUAAUCCAACAAAUACCGAAAUAAAUUUAGGUAGAUAUUUUGCAGAUUAUCUUAAUUAAAGAGAAAAAAAUAAGCCAUUGAGAUACGUCUCCUCUAAUUGUGUGUCGCACAUGGAUUUUGCUAAGACUCCUCACUUUUCUGGGGGCCCAGACAGCCUCACACAAGACGCUGCAGUCCCCAGUCCUGG
Molecule: messenger RNA, 3853 nt
Organism: Phalacrocorax carbo (great cormorant)
Lineage: Eukaryota; Metazoa; Chordata; Aves; Suliformes; Phalacrocoracidae
Source: RefSeq, a predicted model, not a curated record